Alternaria infectoria is the source of this 1020-nucleotide messenger RNA. RefSeq lists its product as uncharacterized. Gene Ontology annotation, cellular component: mitochondrion. Gene Ontology annotation, molecular function: NAD binding; 3-hydroxyisobutyrate dehydrogenase activity; NADP binding. Lineage: Eukaryota; Fungi; Ascomycota; Dothideomycetes; Pleosporales; Pleosporaceae. The transcript has a single exon. The coding region runs from base 1 to 1020 and encodes 339 amino acids. The record is from RefSeq and is a predicted model, not a curated record. Gene Ontology annotation, biological process: L-valine catabolic process.
AUGACGCAUUCGCACGAGUUUAAAAAGCUGGGCUUCAUCGGCCUCGGGGCUAUGGGAAAACCCAUGCUUUCUCAUCUUGCCAACAGAUUACCCGAGGAAUCGCGCAUUUGGGUCUAUGACGUGGUCGAACAGAUGGUAGACGAUGCGUGUGCAGAGUUUCCUGGUCGAGUCUUGAAAGCAAAAAGCGCCAAAGACGUGGCGCAACAAGUCGUGAGUCGAAACGCCAUCGUGCGAAAAUGGCAGCUAACGACGUGGCAGGACACAGUUGUGAGCAUGGUGCCCGAAGGUGCACAUGUACGAUCCGUAUAUCUCGACCCCCAAAACGGCGUAUGCAGCACCGACAUCUCGAACAAGCUGCUUAUUGACUGUUCGACAAUAGACACGGCAACCAGCCUCGCUGUGAAAGACCAUAUCGCCGCUGAGUUCCCCUCGGCAUCGUUUUAUGACUCCCCGGUGAGCGGCGGCGUUGUGGGAGCCAUCAAAGGCACGAUCGCAUUCUUCCUAGGUUGUGCAGAGUCGGACCCAAAUAUUGAGCGCCUCACGUAUCUGAUGAGGUUGAUGGGUGGGCAAGUGAUACCUUGCGGAGGUCCAUCCCUUGGGCUUGCAGCGAAGCUGUCGAAUAACUACCUAUCGGGUAUCAUUGCCAUAGCUUGCUCUGAGGCUUUCGACAUGGGAAUGCGCAGCGGAUUGGAUCCCCGAACUCUGGCCAAAGUGUACGCCGCUGGUACUGCCCAGAACACUAUUUGCGACAAGUUUUGCCCUGUCCCACAUGUAUACCCCGAAGCCCCGUCUUCAGGAGGCUGGAAGCAGGGUUUCAAAGUGCAGCUCAUGCGCAAAGACUUCGGUUUGGCCGUGGACAUGGCGAAACGAGUAGGGUCGAGAAACGUGCUGGGUGAUGUUGGACUACAGACAUACGAUGGGGCAGCCAACGAUCCGCGGUGUAGGGAUUUGGACUCGCGGGUGGUAUAUCGCUACCUCGGUGGCCAGGAAGACUGGCGAUCUAAAUCGAACGGCGCGUGA